AUGACCGCGAACGCAGCAUCUUCGCCAGCUUGCGAUCACACGAGCCCAGACAAACUGAGCGGGGAAGCCGAUCUCAACCCUCAGAGUCCCAUCGUCAAUGUUAUCGAGGGGAAGGGCGAGUUCCUGGGUGGGGGAGCGACGGGACUUGUAGAGCGUCUUGAUUCUGGAGAUGUAAUCAAGUCUGCUUGGACGGGGAAUCCCACAGAAUCAGACUGCCGACGAGAAAUGACCAUUGAGGCGCAGAUAUAUGAGAGACUUGGAGUACAUCCUCGACUGGUAGCAUUCAAACACUGGGAUCCUGUCAACCAUGCCUUGACACUGGAAUACAUGCCUAACGGCAACCUCAAGCAAUACGUUCAGAAGCAUGGACAGGAUAUAUCGCCAUCUCAGAGGCAACAGUGGGUGAGGGAGGCCACUGAGGGUGUCGGGCUUCUACACUCGCACAACGUUAUUCAGGCCGAUGUUGGGCCGCACAAUUUCCUGCUCGAUAUUGAUCUUAGCCUCAAGAUCUGUGACUUCGGAGGAUCUUCCUUGGAUGGCUCGCGGGCAACGGUCGCCCCUGGAGUGAGAUACAGGCUGCCAAGCUUGGGCGACACGACGGUUAAAGAAGACCUUUUUGCUUUGGGCUCGACGAUCUACUUCAUCGCCACGGGCCAUGAGCCGUAUGAAGAGCUGGCCGACGAAGAUCAGGUGGAGAAACUGUACAAGGAUGGUGUGUUUCCAGAAUUGAGCGAAGUACCCUUCGCAGAGGUUAUUGCAAUGUGCUGGAGACAGGAAGCCGAAUCAGCUAAGGUGAUCAUGGAACUUGUGAAGCGCUUAUCAGAGAACUGCCAAUUGAUAUAA
Molecule: messenger RNA, 843 nt
Organism: Plenodomus lingam JN3
Lineage: Eukaryota; Fungi; Ascomycota; Dothideomycetes; Pleosporales; Leptosphaeriaceae
Source: RefSeq, a predicted model, not a curated record